GCUUUCCGUAACUAUCCGGUUCUCCCAUGCACAUCCGCUGUUGUGCAAGUGGCAGACAGCAUGCACAUACUGCUUCUCGGCGCUGGCUGCCUCACUGUGGUUCUUCUGGCUUAUAUCGGGGUGUUCCUGGUCCUCUUUCUGAGUGGCCACCUCCCAUCGGCCGCUGUCGACGACGAGAAUCACCAGGCCCAAGCUCGCAUCAAAGUGAUCCCGAGAUUUGUGGCGGAGUGGGUGUUUGAGACCGGGCUCUACUGGGCCGACAUUCUGCAAGAUGCCAUGAUUCUUCUGGCAUUCUACAAGGAGGAGUUCUAUGGCUUCCUCUUCUUGGGCAUUAGCUUUGUGAUGGUGCCUCCUAUCUGUGUGUGGGCAUUUAGGUAUGCCCUUGGAAGGGCGCAAGUGUCCAAUUUGCUUUUGUCCAUCAUUCAGCUGGAGUUCGUGUACCAGUCCACCAUGUCUCUCGUGACUGUGGAAAGGACCACUGACCUUUUCUGGCAAACAGCCGGAGAGGGUGGGCUGGAGGCACCGUUGCAGUGCAUUCUGCAAAUCUACAAAGUCCUUGUGACAGGCCAGCAGGAGUGCGUUCCCCAAUUCAUGCUCUCGAUCAUCACAUCUCUGUUUUGCACCGCAAACUCCUUUGCGAAGCUCGACAAGUAUGGAAGUGGCCUGUCAGUGCUGUCGCGUGAGCAUGCCCGGCAGGUCUGCUGGCGGAUCCUGUGGCUGGCCCCUCGCCUGUUGGGACUGCCGAUCUUCGCAUAUUUGACACGUCCACAUCAUGUUGGGUUGCACGAAAAUAAGCAAGUGGUGGUGUUUCUCUAUGCCGCUUUGGAGCUUCUCUUCACUUGGCAGAUUGUGAUUCGCAGGUCUUCUGUACCGUAUGUUCUGGGAGUACAGCUGUUUUUUGCAGCUCUGACGAUGAUGGCCGUGCCGCCAGUCAUGCUUCCAUCUGUCCGUCGCAUGCUGCCAGUUUACGCCGCGCAGCGCUUGAUGAGUUUCUUCGUCAUGGCACUGCUUGGGAUUAGCAUGUCUCCCAUAAACACUGCUCACGCCCAGCUGCUUCUUCAGCCUCCAGCUGUAAUUAUUCUGGCAGUCUUCCUCUUGACAUUCCUGUCAUGGCUCGUAUCGGCAAUCAACAUCCUUGUCCAACAGUGUUGUCAUCGAGAUACGAACGGCCGCGAGGAUGAUUAUGCCCUCUUGGGCAAAGAGCCUGGCUUAAAACUCGAGAGCGAAAAGCAAGAGAGACAGCUAGCAGUGGCUUUGCGCGAGGCCGUUGCUUCCGGGGACGAAAUUCUUACAACAUUCCUUCUGCAAGAAGGAGCGUCUGUGGAUGGAAAGCACGAUCCUGGUGUUGGUGUGUUGGAGUUGGAUUUGUGGCGCGGGCAGAAGUUUGCAGAAGCCAUGACAGGUCUGGAGGUGCAGAUGUGCGGUAGAAGUGCCGGUCUGCUGACCAUGGACAUUCCUGCUCCAGAUGACGAUGGGGAGUGGUAUUACGAAGUGGAAAUAUUUCAGCAUGACCCAGCAUCCUUCCGUGUGGGGUGGGCAGUUCCCGGAGAUUGCAUGCGCAUGCCGGAGAUGGGACCCUUUCGGCCACUUGGCGGCCUGGAUGAUAUUGGCGGAGACGAUCGCCCCACCGAGUUGAGCAUGGUUUCUUCUUUUGCAGCUGCAUGGGUGGUAGAGGUGACAUCCGGACAUAUCCUGCACACGGAUGGUGCCGGGACAUCAAGCAAAGUUGCCUUCUUGCCUGAAGCCAAAGUGUUGGGCUGUGUGGCGAAGAUUCGCUCCGGGACCGCUCAGGUGUUCUUCGUGACGCAGGGAGAUGCCGGAGCCGAGGUGACGGAGGCAUGCACAUUUGACAUCCAGGGCCGCACACUUCUGCCGGCCAUCAGUGUUAUGGGAUCUUCAUGGCACUUCAAAGUGAAUGUUGGGAACGAGCCCUUCCUGCUGAAGCCGUUUGGGGCAGCUGCGGUGCUCACAGCAAGAACAGGAGAUCCACCCGCCGUGACAGCAGCGCGAAAUGGUCAUUGGACCACUUGCAGGCUUCUCCUGGAUCGUGCAGCGGAUGUAAACAGCAUGGAGAGCAUCAGGCGUAGGACCAUGCUGCAUUACUUCGCUGAUCAGGGGCAGGAGGAUGCUGUUCGGUGCUUGAUUGAGCGGCAAGCCGACAUUUGGUUACAGGAUUCAGAUGAGCAGGAUGCACUGACACUGGCGCAGUCAGCUGAGACCGGUAGGUUGAUUCUCAGAGCCGCCGGUGACCGGCUGAAGGAGCUCAUCUCAAGGCCGUCCCGUGGAGGCUGGUUCACUGCUUUGCACCACGCUGCGGAGCACGGGAAUGCAGUGCUCGUGCGUCUGCUGCUGGAGUGGAGAGCCGAGGUCGAUGGCCCCGUGCCCCAGACUCCCUUGAUCUGGGCGGCAGCACGAGGUCGCAAGGAGUGCGCGGAAACUUUGAUUCGAGGCCGAGCUGAUCUGAGUCGGAGAGAUCAAGCGGGGCUCGAUGCUUUGUCCUGGGCCGAGGAGGCCUACGUUUCGAAGCUGGGCGGCUUCGCCAAGCUGCCAGAGGAGCAAUGCGAUGCAUUGCAGAAGGAUCUGCUCCUUCUGCUCUCGCAGAACUGA
This is a messenger RNA of Symbiodinium necroappetens, 2607 nucleotides long. Lineage: Eukaryota; Dinophyceae; Suessiales; Symbiodiniaceae. The record is from the annotation of a GenBank genome assembly.